CACCCACUUACAUUAAAUGUAGAAAUUAAAUUCCAUUGAAAAUUCUCAACUACACAAACACCAAUUAGGUACUAACAAUAACUCUUUCCCACCCACCUCAUGUAAAUCAAAUUCAUAAACAAAUAUUUAUAUACAACACAACAACAGCAUCAACAACAACAUAGUGAACAAAACACACAACCAUGGCUACUAAUGAACGUGACAUGUUCUCCGCUGAGAUUGUGAACCGUGGUAUCGAAUCCUCAGGUCCGAACGCCGGUUCAUUGACGUUCUCCGUGAGGGUUCGAAGACGGUUACCGGACUUUCUUCAGUCUGUUAACCUGAAGUAUGUCAAACUAGGUUAUCAUUAUCUUAUAAACCAUGGUGUUUAUUUGUUCACUGUGCCAAUCCUACUUUUGGUGUUUAGUGCUGAGAUUGGUAGUUUGAGUAAAGAAGAUCUUUGGAAGAAGAUUUGGGAUGAUGCAACCUAUGAUCUUGCUUCUGUUCUCUCUUCUCUUGCUGUUUUUGUUUUCACUUUCACUCUUUACUUCAUGUCGAAGCCUCGUCCUAUUUAUCUCAUUGAUUUUGCUUGCUAUCAACCAGAUGAUGAACUCAAGGUAUCAAGGGACCAAUUGAUAGAGCUAGCAAGAUCAUCAGGAAAAUUUGACCAAGAAAGUCUAGAUUUUCAAAAAAGGAUAGUAAUGUCAUCAGGAAUAGGAGAUGAAACCUACAUUCCAAAAUCAAUAGCAUCAAGUGAAAACACAGCAACAAUGAAAGAAGGUAGAGCUGAAGCAUCAAUGGUUAUGUUUGGAGCACUUGACGAACUCUUUGAGAAAACCGGAAUUAGGCCAAAAGAUGUUGGUGUUCUUGUAGUAAACUGCAGUAUAUUCAAUCCAACACCAUCACUAUCAGCUAUGAUUAUAAAUCAUUAUAAGAUGAGAGGAAAUAUUCUGAGUUAUAAUCUUGGUGGUAUGGGAUGUAGUGCUGGAAUUAUUGCUGUUGAUUUGGCUAGGGAUAUUCUUCAAUCUAACCCUAGUAACUAUGCUGUAGUUGUGAGUACUGAAAUGGUUGGAUUUAACUGGUAUCAAGGAAAAGAAAGAUCUAUGCUUAUUCCUAAUUGCUUCUUUCGUAUGGGUUGCUCCGCGGUUUUGCUCUCUAAUCGUCGUCGCGAUUAUAGCCGUGCGAAGUAUCGUCUUGAACACAUUGUUCGUACUCAUAAAGGCGCUGAUGAUCGCAGUUUCAGGUGUGUGUACCAAGAGGAAGAUGAUCAAAAGUUCAAGGGAAUUAAGAUAAGCAAAGACUUGAUCGAAAUCGGCGGAGAAGCUUUGAAAACCAACAUCACAACCCUAGGGCCAUUAGUCCUCCCAUUUUCCGAGCAGCUUAUUUUCUUUGCAACCCUAGUUUGGAGGAACUUAUUUGGAGGAGGCAAAAAAUCUGAUAAGAACUCAACAUCCUCAUCCUCAUUAUCAACAAACAAGCCCUACAUUCCUAACUACAAACUCGCAUUCGAGCAUUUCUGCGUGCACGCUGCAAGCAAAGCAAUCCUCGACGAGCUUCAAAAGAAUCUCGAACUGAGUGACAAAAACAUGGAAGCUUCAAGAAUGACGCUGCACCGAUUCGGCAACACUUCUAGCAGCAGCAUUUGGUAUGAGCUUGCUUAUAUGGAAGCUAAGGAGAAGGUGAAAAGAGGAGACCGUGUUUGGCAGCUUGCAUUUGGUUCUGGAUUCAAGUGUAACAGUGCUGUUUGGCGUUCAAUGGGACGAGUUGCAAAACCAACUUCUAGGAACCCUUGGCUUGACUGCAUCAAUGCAUAUCCUGCUCAACUCAAUUGAAAAAGCACUUUUUAUGAUUGUUAUUGUUAUGAAUCUAUUAUCAGUGAUUAUGAUUAUGAUUAAGAAAUUAUGACUUGUUUUUAGGAUGAAAUAAUGGUAGUUUUUUAGUUAAGUUAAGUUGGUGUUUAAAUUUUAAAUUUGUGGUUUGUGAUAUUGUAUACUGUACACUGAGGCAUAUAACAUGAUAUGCCAAUGUUUGUUUCUCUGUCACUUUAAAUUAAAUUUUUAAGCUACUUUUUCUUUCUUAUUAA
Vicia villosa (hairy vetch) is the source of this 2062-nucleotide messenger RNA. Its product is annotated as 3-ketoacyl-CoA synthase 10-like. Bases 183 to 1811 code for a protein of 542 amino acids. Gene Ontology annotation, molecular function: acyltransferase activity, transferring groups other than amino-acyl groups. Lineage: Eukaryota; Viridiplantae; Streptophyta; Magnoliopsida; Fabales; Fabaceae. Gene Ontology annotation, biological process: fatty acid biosynthetic process. Gene Ontology annotation, cellular component: membrane. The record is from RefSeq and is a predicted model, not a curated record. The transcript is spliced from 3 exons.